GUUAUGUCUCAGAGAGAGUACUGUGUUUGUCUAUCAAAUCUUGGCACUAACUCCCUCUCUAUGUUUCUUUCAUGAUUUCAGUGCCUCCUUGCAGCUGCUCAGACCGAGAUUUGAUUCCUUUCCCGCAUAUAAUUUCUCGAGAAAAUCCUUACUUUCUCACCAUCUAAUCAUAAUUCUCUCUCUGGCCUCCCCCUCCUGAAAUUUUACAUCUUUUCAAGGGCUGGCGCUGGUUUUGAUUGAUUGAAUUAAGGUGUAAUUUAAAUGGAAGGUGAUAUAUUUUCGGGCAUGGGAAAAGGAACCGAAGUAGAUGGCAAGGUUUUGCAGACGUUUCAGAACAACUUUGUGCAAGUCCAGGACAUUUUAGACCAGAACAGGUUGCUAAUCAAUGAGAUCAACCAGAAUCAUGAGUCGAAGAUCCCUGAUAACAUGAGCAGAAAUGUGGGAUUGAUUAGAGAGCUUAAUAACAAUAUCAGAAGGGUGGUUGAUGUCUAUGCCGAUCUUUCAAGCUCUUUUACCAAGUCUGUGGAAGCUUCAUCUGAAGGAGAAUCAGGUGGGAGUUUGAAAUCCAAUGGAAAAGCCAGUCUGAAGAGAAUUAGAUCCGGGUAAUUGAUUUACUGAAAAACUUUCAUGCUGGAAUAAGAAUUGAGUCUUUUAGUACACCACAAGGAAAGGAUAUAUGAUGAGAUUGUGUAACUCUUCUGUGUUAGUUAUAAUGUCUUUAAAGCUUUAAUUCUAGCUGUGUAAUUUUUGUUAACUCAAUGGAAUCAAGCAUGCUUCUUCUGUCAUUAAAUCUUCAAGUUUGAGGCC
This is a messenger RNA of Corylus avellana, 807 nucleotides long. Its product is annotated as protein ELF4-LIKE 4. The record is from RefSeq and is a predicted model, not a curated record. Lineage: Eukaryota; Viridiplantae; Streptophyta; Magnoliopsida; Fagales; Betulaceae. Gene Ontology annotation, biological process: positive regulation of circadian rhythm; entrainment of circadian clock.